GGGGACUUUCCUGGGUAUAUACCGUAUUAACACAGCUUAAUCAUGGCGGAGCCGGAGAUCGACCUAGCGAAACUGUUGCAUCAUCCCCAGCUAGGAUAACAACCACAGGAUCAUCACCAUUAUUCUACACAGCAGGCUCAACUAAUUCUACUACUGUGACGUGGUAACGUCUGACACUGACAAGUCAUCUUGAAACAACAUGUAUGCAGCUAGUGACUCCAGAAAUGAAGAUACUCCAAAUAAUCCUAGCCUCAUGGAACUGCAGAGAGAGCCUGUAAUACACUUCAGUAUCACAAUUUUUCAGGAAAAUUUUUCGAACCAGGCCAUUUCCAGAAAUAACCAGACAAGUACUCGAGACUAUAAUGUAAUUAAUGAGCAAGACACAAGCCAGCAGCUGUUGACAUCUGCGAUACUUGCAUUGAAACCAAAAGAGUUCAAACCAAAACGAUGUGAAGUCUCCUUGGAACAGACAGAAAAAGAUAGCGUGAAUGAAAAAAUUAGACCUACUGGCCACUACAUUGUAAGUCGUUUUUGCUUCAAAGUGGUUGUCACACUUUCUACUACCAUUAAACACGAUAAUAAAGAGUGUGAAACCAGGUACAAACAGAUGUCACCUUUUCCAGACGAUUGGCCACCACCAUUGAAAGAGAAGUUUACAAAACUAGCGAGAAAGAAACAGAUUCGCUUAAUUCAAGCUAAACACCAACCAUCAAUCCAGUAUGAUUACGCUACUGGUAAUGUGGACAAUAUUGUUGAGAGAAAGAAAGCGAUUACGCUAGAACAGAUCUUCGAGCCUUUAAGUGGCGAUUCUGAAAUAGCUGCACCAAACAGGUACAUUUUUGUAAUGGACGGAGCCCCAGGAGUAGGCAAAACCACACUCAGCAGGAAGAUAUGCAUUGAUUGGGCACAAGGGAAGCUCAUCAAGGACCACCACGUUGUUAUCUUCAAACCACUAAGAGAACUAAGAGGUGACACAGCUGCCUCACAAGAACCCCUAAAACAACUUGAACUUAUCAAUGAAUCGUAUACCGAAGUUGACGCAAUUCGUUUAGCUGGUUCAACUAAAGUAUCAGUAGCUGGAGCAAAAAUUCAUUCUAUUUCAGAAGCAAAGGCCGUCAAUGAAUCAUCAAACUCUGAGCAAGUCCUUAAUGAAGCCAUGAAGGCUGGAUUUGUCCAUGUGAACACUACUAAUAUCUUAUUCUUUGGAAUGGCCGGUACUGGUAAAACCUCCACUAAGCAUCUCCUUCUGGGAGUGCCUCCUUAUCAAGAUCGAAAUAGCACUCCAUUAGCUAGCACAGCAGAGAGGAUACGUAUUAAUAGAAAAAUUCGUGACACUACAACGCUGAAAAUGGUAGCUCAAGAAGAUCCCUCAAGAACAUGGAAACCAGUGACUAGUGAUGACCUACAACGCAUUGUUGCUGAUGCUAUUAAAUAUUAUGUAUCCAGCUCAGAUCCUAACUCUGAAUUAUCUGCUAUCCCACAAGAACUCAGCAUUGCUCUAAAGCAACUUGAAGCUAUCAAUGAAUCCGAUAUGGAAGUUGACACAAUUCGUUCAGCUGGAGCUGGAGCAAAAAUGACACAAGAAAGAGAAAGGAGUAAAUCUCUCAACACUGUUUCGAAUGUAAUGGCGAAUAUUAAGCGGUUUUCUGAUUAUGAUCAUACUGCUGUUCAAGAAAAGUUUGGAUCUCAUUGGAUCUACAUGAUCGAUAGUGGUGGCCAACCACAUUUUCAUAAUCUACUGCCACUCUUCAUGCCGAAGAUUUCUGUAGCUCUGUACAUUCUUCGUCUCUCUGACUGCCUAGACGACCAUCCACUGGUUGAAUACUACAAAGACAGUAAGCCAGUUGGUGAAUGUUUCAAGUCACAUCUCUCAGUUCUCGAUAACUUCAAAUAUCUCGUGCAGUCAAUUCAAUCUCACAGUGAAAACUGCAAGCUGAUAUGCAUUGGUACUCACAAAGACCAUCAAUCUGAAUGCAAGGAAACAUUAUCUGAGAAGAAUAAAACUUUGUUAAACUUUGUGGAGAAGAAUUUCACUGCGUUUUUUAAUUUGGGGAAAAAAGAUGUCAUAUUUCCUAUGGAUUGCAAGCACUGCGAUCCUGACAGUAACGAUGUGGCACAAACAAUCCGUGCAUAUAUUCAUAAACUCUCUCAAAAUCUGAAUAUAAAUAAUGAAGUCCUGGUCCCUUUUUGGUGGUUUGUUUUGGAAAUUGUAGUCGAGAAAGUUUCUAACGAUGAAAACAGACAAGUUUUAAGCAAGACCGAAUGUGUAGAAAUUGCAAAAGCAUUACAUAAUUUUCACGAAGAUGCACUUUGUGAAGCCUUAAAAUUCUUCCAUGAGCAUCACAUCUUUCACUACUAUCCUGCUAUUCUUCCAAAUGUGGUAUUCUGUGAUACUCAAGUGCUACUUGAUAAGGUAACGGAAGUUGUCGAGUUUGCUGCAUACUCGCGAGGAAGUACCACUUCAAUACAUGGGUUAGGAAACUGGUUAAACUUUACUGAUAAAGGAAUUAUUACCAUUGAACUUUUAUCUGAUAAGAAUUUUGAAAAACAUUAUGUCGAUGGACUUUUUGCACCCACUCAUCUCAUUGAAAUAUUCAAGCACUUGCUGAUAGCCACCCCAUUUGGUAUAUUCUCGCGAAGGCAAGAUAAGCGUUUCUAUAUGCCAUCACUUCUAUCCUUGCUCCCACCAACUCAAGUCAAUGACAAACGAGCUGAAUUGCUUAAGACAGGUUUGAUCCCACUCGUUUUACACUUCAAAAAUAACUGGCAGUGCUGUGGAGUGUUUUGUUGUCUCCAAGUGUACCUGAUUAAAGAAUGUGAAUGGGAAAUUGAAAUGGAGGAUCACCAGUUGAGUAGAAACUUUGUACAAUUCGUUCAUCGAGAGGAAGAUUGUUUUAUCACGCUAAUUGACGGAUUUUCAUUCCUCGAAAUUCAUUCCAGUAACAAUCAAAAAGAAAUGUUGUCUUUGAUAUAUGAAAACGUUCACUCUGGUCUUCGAUCUGCUUACCGAGCCCUAAAAUACACAUAUGAGGAUCCUAAAGUAUCAUUUUUGUGUCCCCAUGAUUUUCUCGAAUUUCAACCACUUUCAACUGAAACAAGUCCCCAAGUGCCCCACCACCCAGCUUGUGUUAUGUCUGAGGACAAUGUUAUGAGGUGUACUCUAUGCAAGGAGAUGACGUAUAGGCUAGAAGAUGGUCAUAAAGAUUGGGUCUCUGCUUGUGAACUCAAAGAUCCUCUAGCCUCAGGACAGCACACGAGAUUAUUGCCAGCAGAUAAAGAAGGUGAAACUGUGUCAAAGCGUCAGAAGAACAAUGUCACUGUACAAGGUUAAAUCUGCGCAUGCGCGACAUGCGGUUGCUUUGUCAACCAGAAGGAUGCGUAGCAACAAAAUUGAGUUUCUCCCAGUUGAAGACGAGUUCAUGAGAACGAAAACGGCUAAAAGACAAAGAAAUAAAGACUCUAGAACACCAGGAGAGCUUGCAGAAGGCUACUAAAGAUUUUGUAAAAACGUUGACAACCAGCAACCCGUUUUGAAAAUGGAUAGUUCUGAAGGAUAAACAGCGUGUGCUUGCUUUCUAUCAUGCUCCAGUGUAUCAGAAGAGGAAACGUGGACUGCUAUAGCAAAAGAAAGUGUGACAACCGUUUUGAAGCAAAAACUACUUACAAGAGCCUGAACAGGCUUAAAAUGGUGGUGCAGUACACUUCUACAUGUGCAAUAUUCCGCUCAAAGCACUCAUUCCCAACACUGAUGCCUGUUAGAUGCAUUAAAUAUGACUGGAACAAAGAAGUUAUACAGAGCAUCAGAGAGCAUCAGAAAACAUGAAAAGAGACGGAUAAACAUUGCAUUGCAUGAUCAUAAGUGUGUAAAUUUAUUGUUUUUCUUGUUCUCUCACUGCUGAAAAACGUUUCAUUCCAAAUAAGAAUCACUUCCUAGUGUGCAAUAACAAGUGUGCAAUAAUACUUCCGGGUGUGCGAUAUGGAAAAAUAUCUGCAAACUUGGUGAUAAGUCGCUUCCUGCGCAAUUUGAAUGUAAAACGCUGAUGUCAGCACUUAUUAAAAAGCAAUAAACGAUGAUAUCUAAAGCUCCCCCCUAUCCGGGGGGAUAUUAGUGCAUGGGCAAGCAGUCGAUACCAGGCCCACUUCCCUGAUGAAGUGGGGCCUGGGAUCGAGGCUAUAAGAUUAAAGAGGAGGGGAAUUGGAAAUGGAAGUUACCUCGAUUUAUGUCCGCGUUACGCCGGGGUUUAAUCGAGGCUACGUAUCUAACACAAUCUAGAACCUUGUUAAUUAUCUGCAAUACAUUCUACUACAUUUGUACUACUACACUU
Halichondria panicea is the source of this 4325-nucleotide messenger RNA. RefSeq lists its product as uncharacterized. Bases 200 to 3331 code for a protein of 1043 amino acids. The record is from RefSeq and is a predicted model, not a curated record. Lineage: Eukaryota; Metazoa; Porifera; Demospongiae; Suberitida; Halichondriidae. The transcript has 4 exons.